Molecule: messenger RNA, 963 nt
Organism: Heterobilharzia americana
Lineage: Eukaryota; Metazoa; Platyhelminthes; Trematoda; Strigeidida; Schistosomatidae
Source: the annotation of a GenBank genome assembly
AUGUCAAUUAAAGAAGGUUACUUGAAGAAGUGGUCUGAUCGGAAAAACUGGCACGAUGUGUACUGCAAAUUACUCACCAGUGGUUGGUUUCAGUGGUACGAUAGUCCGUCAUCUAUUUCACCUAAAAGAAGCGUUGACAUUAGGCGCGUCGCGGCUUUUCUUGCUUUCGGGGAAGUCAUCCAUCGAGUUCCAUGCAAGCCAACUUCUCUGACGAACUCAGAAAUACCAUUGGCAUUUGGCGUCCCCUUCGAACCUCAUAUGGGAACGCAAAUGGCUUGGUUUGUGUGUCCUGACCAAGCAACAUUAAGUUCAUGGACAAACGCAAUUAUGUCUUUGUUGCAACAGGGCGCUCCAACUCAGCAGCCACUACCACCCUGUCAACCACCUGUGCCAACUGCAGCUCCAGGAGCAAUCGGUUUUGGAAUGCCUGAUGCAGCAGCUUAUGGGGGCAAUCCUGGUGGAUAUGCAUUUCCACCUGUCCAGCCAGCUCCUCAACCUAACUAUGGAUAUCCAACUGGAAAUUAUCUCCCACCUUCAAUGCCUCCAGGACAACCAAUAGCUCCACCAGGUGUUUAUACUCCAGGUACCAGUUCUUCGUAUACUACACCUCAACAUGGUCAACAUUUUGUUGGACAGAAUGGUCAACCUUAUCAAGUUGUCUAUGUGGAUGGUAAACCUAAGAAAAAGAAAUUUGGUGGAUUAAAAAAUGCUGCAGUCGGUCUUGCCUCUGGAGUUGCUGGAGGUUAUCUGGCGAGUCGUUUAUUUGGUGGUUGGGGUUCAGGUUGGGAGGAGGUUGUCAUGGGUUUAUGGGCCCUAGAUGGGGUAGUUGGAGCUCUUUAUCCAGUUUCAGUUGGUCUGAUUAAAACAUUAUGUUCUAUCACAAUAUAUGCAUAUAUCCAGCAUACUUUGUUGUCGUUUCAUAUGUCCAUAAUUUCAACUAUCCAUUUUCAGCAUUUUUAUUGA